Messenger RNA from Mesorhabditis spiculigera, 1188 nucleotides. Lineage: Eukaryota; Metazoa; Nematoda; Chromadorea; Rhabditida; Rhabditidae. The record is from the annotation of a GenBank genome assembly.
AUGAGGACCCUGGUCCUUUUGGCCGCUGUGGCGGCGGUGCUAUGCGCCGAGGUGAUCAAGAUGGAGGCCCGCAAGAGCCCGUCCAACAUCGCCCGCAUGAUCAAGGCCGGCACCUACCGCGAUUUCCUGGCCCAGAAGCACGCCCGCCGUGCUGUGCUGGCCAGCGGCUCGCAGCCCUUCCUCGACUACUAUGAUGACUUCUACCUUGGAGCCAUCACCCUCGGAACCCCGGCCCAGACCUUCAGCAACAUCGUGCUGGACACCGGAUCUUCCAACCUCUGGAUCAUCGAUGCUGCUUGCACCUCGCAGGCCUGCAAGGGAUACCCAGACUCCGGCUACACCAAGAACCAGUUCGACACCACCAAGUCGACCACCUGGAAGAAGGACGGCCAGCGCUUCUCCAUCCAGUACGGAUCGGGAUCGUGCUCCGGCUACCUUGGAGAUGACGUGCUCACCUUCGGCGGUCUGACCAUCCAGGACCAGAAGUUCGGAGUUGCCACCACCAUCGCCCAGGUGUUCGGCUACCAGCCCGUUGAUGGAAUCCUUGGUCUUGGCUGGCCAUCGCUCGCCGUCGACAAGGUCGUCCCCCCGAUGCAGAACCUCCUUCCCCAGCUUGACCAACCCAUCUUCACCGUCUGGCUUGACCGCAAGGCCGACCACAUCCCCAUGGGAGAGAGCGCCGGUCUCAUCACCUACGGAGCCCUCGAUGCCGUCAACUGCGACUCGAACGUCCAGUACGUCCCCCUGUCCGCCACCACCUACUGGCAGUUCCCCAUUGAUGGAUUCACCGCCGGAUCGUACUCGUCGACCAAGAAGGACCAGGUCAUCUCCGACACCGGUACCUCGUGGAUCGGAGCCCCAUCCGCCGCCAUCAACGGUGUCGUCAAGGCCACCAACGCCCAGUACGACUUCGAGAACGAGCUGUACUACGUUCCCUGCUCGCAGAUGAAGACCCUUCCCGAUAUCGUCUUCACCAUUGGAGGCGUCAAGUACAACGUGCCCUCGGUUGAGUACGUCGUCGACCUUGAGCUUGGACAGGGCAACUGCGCCCUUACCUUCUUCGACAUGGACGGCGGCGGCUUCGGCCCCAGCUGGAUCCUUGGAGACACCUUCAUCCGCGCCUGGUGCAACGUUUACGACAUUGGCCAGAAGAGGAUCGGAUUCGCCCUCGCCAAGCACCCCAACCUC